AUGAAAGCCGUGGUAGCUCAUCAUUUGGGCUUCAGGUCGCCCGAUGGGUGCCAUAUCGCGAAGAUAGAGGACUGGUUCCGGGGCAGCUUCAACGUUUGCAUUCCUAUUUCGAUUGAUCCCUGGAAGGGCCAGCAGCAGCCGGGUCAUCGAGUCUUCCUCCGAUUUCCUCUUCCAUAUCGUGUCGGCGAGAAAUUUCGACCUAGAAAUGGGGAUGAAAAUAUCCAAUGCGAAGCUGGGGCUCCAUACGCCGUCGGGUAUUACAAUGGCUUCGCUUGCCGACGCCUUCGUAUUACGUCCGCCAUCCGAAUCAAAACCAGCCUUCUCUGGAUGGUGUGA
Messenger RNA from Penicillium alfredii, 336 nucleotides. RefSeq lists its product as uncharacterized. The record is from RefSeq and is a predicted model, not a curated record. NCBI's taxonomy places the organism in Eukaryota, Fungi, Ascomycota, Eurotiomycetes, Eurotiales, Aspergillaceae. Bases 1 to 336 code for a protein of 111 amino acids. The transcript has 2 exons.